CGUCCCGCCGCCGCUGCUGUCUCAACCAUGCUGUCCGCCCGCGCCCCGCUCGCCGCCCGCCACGACCAGCUCCGGGUGUCGCCCAAGAGGAGCCAGUCUCCUAUGAAGAGUCUGUCGCCCAUGAAGGGCCUGGUGCUGAGCGACAAGGAGAACACGCCCCCCGCGCUCAGCAGCGCCCGUGUCCUGGCCAGCAAGACGGCCCGCAAGAUCUUCCAGGAGGGCGACAGCAAUCCGGUGCCGCGGGGCGUGCCGGAGGAGGAGCCGCUGCUGCGGGAGAACCCCCGCCGCUUCGUCAUCUUCCCCAUCCAGUACCACGACAUCUGGCAGAUGUACAAGAAGGCCGAGGCCUCCUUCUGGACGGCGGAGGAGGUGGACCUUUCCAAAGACCUCCAGCACUGGGAGUCCCUGAAGCCUGAGGAGAAAUACUUCAUUUCUCAUGUCCUCGCCUUCUUUGCUGCCAGUGAUGGCAUUGUCAACGAAAACUUGGUGGAGCGGUUCAGUCAAGAAGUACAAAUCACAGAAGCUCGUUGUUUCUAUGGCUUCCAGAUUGCCAUGGAAAAUAUACAUUCAGAAAUGUACAGUCUUCUUAUUGACACAUACAUUAAGGAUUCUAAAGAGAGGGAAUUUCUUUUCAAUGCUAUUGAAACGUUACCAUGUGUUAAAAAGAAGGCAGACUGGGCCAUGUGCUGGAUUGGGGACAAGAAAGCAACAUAUGGAGAACGCGUAGUAGCCUUUGCAGCCGUUGAAGGAAUCUUCUUUUCUGGCUCUUUUGCAUCAAUUUUUUGGCUGAAGAAAAGAGGAUUAAUGCCUGGACUCACUUUUUCUAAUGAACUCAUCAGUAGAGAUGAGGGUUUGCACUGUGAUUUUGCCUGCCUCAUGUUCAAGCACUUGAUACACAAACCAUCAGAGGAGAGAGUAAAGGAAAUCAUCAUGAAUGCUGUUCUCAUAGAACAGGAAUUCUUGACAGAGGCACUGCCUGUAAAACUGAUUGGCAUGAACUGCACUUUAAUGAAACAGUACAUCGAGUUUGUGGCAGAUCGGCUUAUGCUGGAACUGGGAUUUAACAAGAUAUACAAAGCAGAGAAUCCUUUUGACUUCAUGGAAAACAUCUCCCUGGAAGGCAAGACAAAUUUCUUUGAGAAGCGAGUAGCAUCCUUCUGCAGCCUUGUGAGCUGCUCUGCUGCCAGGGACGGCAGUGAGUAUACUUUCUGACUGGUGAUGGCCAAAGCUUCCCUGCUUCUCUCUGGAAGAUGUUGCCUCAUUAAGAUGAAAAUUUGUCAGCAUUUAUCUCCUAAAUACUCAACCAGCAAAGUCCUGAUAGAAUUCAAGAUGAAGUAUUUGGCUUCAGCAGUGUUUUUUGUGGUGGGUAUAUCUGUAAUGAUUUUGGUUUGAUGUGAUCCAGGAGCUUUCAGUAAGUAUGUUUAAGUGCUUCAGAAUGGAUCUCCAUCUCCCUAACCCUGGAUCUCUGCUCUGGGAGACGUUGAAAUGUGUUCUUCUGGUUCAGGACACAGCAGUCAUGAGUUGCCACCUGCUUGAGUUUAAUCCUGGUUCUAUAAAUAGCAAAGAUUAUGGUGACAGUUGAAUUUUCACAUCCCUGUCUCUUGGUAUUUAAUUGAAUGAUUUAUCUCUUCUUGAACUUAUUUUCAAGGUGAGCCUCAAAAAAGAAAUAACAGAACCCCUGCAUUUCCUUGCUUUAAAAGCUACCAUUCAGCAGGCAGUGGUGGCUUGGCAGGGGAACUCUGCAACAAUGAGCAGGUGUCGGGUGAAGGUAGAAAAGAGUUGGAGGUAGGGAGUGUAUUAGAAAGCAGCAUUUCAAGAUAGGGAAACAUUGGCUGGGCCAAGUGUUCAGUGUCUGUUCUGGCUGUAAAUUUGUGCCAUGUCACUUAAAAGCAAUGUCAGCUAUAAGAAGGACUAAAUGUAAUUCACCCAUAAAAGAAAUUGAAAUAUUAAGUGUACAUUGGAUUUGGUAAUAACUUUAGGCAGAAUAACCCUAGGUUUAUUGGAGGCUUAGCAAUAACUUUGCUGUUUCAAUUACCGCUUGUGAAAAUGGCAUCUCAUACUACUGAUAUAACUAUUGCAGUUACUCUUGGUAAUACUAUAAAUAUGUACAAAUAUACAGACUUUGGAAAAGUUAUUCUGAUCUGGGUUUAUUGCAGUGUGUGGAUUAAGACUGGCAAAUGUUGGGCAACCUAACAGGAUUAUUUUUAAUACACAUUUUCAUAAAAUAGUUAUCCCUUGUCAAAUUGAAAAGCUGUUUACUAUGCUAAAUAGGCUAAUUUUAUAGUAAGUUUUUAAUUUUGCCACCUUUCCAUUAUUUAGCUGUGAUGCUGCACUUGUGGCUACCAAAUCCCUGGG
Hirundo rustica (Barn swallow) is the source of this 2355-nucleotide messenger RNA. It is a transcript of the gene RRM2, whose product is annotated as ribonucleotide reductase regulatory subunit M2. The record is from RefSeq and is a predicted model, not a curated record. Gene Ontology annotation, biological process: deoxyribonucleotide biosynthetic process. The transcript is spliced from 11 exons. NCBI's taxonomy places the organism in Eukaryota, Metazoa, Chordata, Aves, Passeriformes, Hirundinidae. The coding region runs from base 28 to 1212 and encodes 394 amino acids. Gene Ontology annotation, cellular component: cytosol. Gene Ontology annotation, molecular function: ribonucleoside-diphosphate reductase activity, thioredoxin disulfide as acceptor.